UCUACGUGCGUUGUAAGAGAGAAAACAGCUAAAGUGCAUUUCCUAAAUAUUCCAACGUUUUUAACUCCAUUUGUUGCAUUGGAUCAAAGAUCACCGUUGACGGUGGAUUCCUCUUGCCCCAAACGGAAAAAAUGCGAUAUGGAUCGAGAGCGCGAAAGAGAUGCAAAAGGCCUAGAGCCACGCGACUUGUCAUCCACAGGGCGCAUUUAUGCCAGAAGCGACAUUAAAAUCAGCGCUUCACCCACCGUCUCGCCAACGAUCUCAAAUUCCUCUUCACCCACGCCACCCGCCAGUUCCUCAGCAACGCCUCUGGGUUUGCCCGGAGCAGCGGCAGUGGCAGCAGCGGCUGCAGCAUCGGCUGCCUCGGCCGGGGCCAGUUCCUAUUUGCAUGGCAACCACAAACCCAUCACUGGAAUUCCCUGUGUGGCGGCUGCCUCGCGGUACACUGCGCCCGUGCAUAUCGAUGUGGGUGGAACUAUUUACACUAGCUCUCUGGAGACACUCACCAAGUAUCCCGAAUCGAAAUUGGCCAAACUCUUUAAUGGCCAAAUACCGAUUGUGCUUGACUCUUUGAAGCAGCACUAUUUCAUCGAUCGUGAUGGUGGCAUGUUCCGUCACAUUUUAAAUUUUAUGAGAAACUCAAGACUUCUAAUUGCCGAAGAUUUUCCCGACCUAGAGCUGCUACUGGAGGAGGCACGCUACUACGAAGUGGAGCCCAUGAUUAAGCAGUUGGAGAGCAUGCGCAAGGAUCGUGUACGCAAUGGCAACUAUUUGGUGGCGCCACCCACACCAACACCACCUGCGCGUCAUAUCAAGACAAGCCCGCGGACUAGUGCAGCGCCAGAGUGCAAUUACGAGGUCGUGGCCCUGCAUAUCUCACCCGAUUUGGGAGAGCGCAUCAUGCUGUCGGCGGAACGGGCGCUUCUCGACGAGCUAUUCCCGGAGGCCAGCCAGGCAACGCAAUCGAGCCGCAGUGGGGUGUCCUGGAAUCAGGGGGAUUGGGGACAAAUCAUACGCUUCCCACUCAAUGGCUAUUGCAAGCUGAAUUCGGUCCAGGUGCUGACGCGUCUCUUGAAUGCCGGAUUCACCAUUGAGGCGAGCGUGGGGGGACAACAGUUCUCCGAGUAUUUGCUGGCGCGUCGUGUUCCAAUGUGAUAGGCUGGUCCUCCAACCGUCGUGUAAUCAUCCAACCCCACAGCUAGGGCUGCUCUGAGCAGUUUGUCUAAUUCGCAGAAUGCAAGUUUCGAAUCCAAAUGUUAUUUAAUGUUUACCAAUUAAGUUUUUCCGUGCAUUUUUUUGGAAGCCGUUGCGCAGAGCCCAGCACUGAAUUGAGUUAAUGUCCUAAGUUUCUUUUUUAGUUUGAGUUAUUUUAUUAAAUUUAAAUUUA
This is a messenger RNA of Drosophila willistoni, 1387 nucleotides long. It is a transcript of the gene twz, whose product is annotated as BTB/POZ domain-containing protein kctd15-like. The transcript is spliced from 5 exons. Gene Ontology annotation, molecular function: protein binding. Gene Ontology annotation, biological process: protein homooligomerization. Bases 139 to 1155 code for a protein of 338 amino acids. NCBI's taxonomy places the organism in Eukaryota, Metazoa, Arthropoda, Insecta, Diptera, Drosophilidae. The record is from RefSeq and is a predicted model, not a curated record.